AUGGUUUCGUUGACCGUCAGGCUGUCGACACGCAUUCCACGCGCCAUACAUACGUCUGCCAUCCACUUAAACAAUCGCAGUGGAGGAAAUGGCGUCAAACCCGCCGAGGACGUAAUAGAUCAUAAUGACGAGACCGAACAUCAAACCGGUACAGAAACAUCCGGCGGGCGUUGGAGAGGCAACGCAACAGGCUCUAUGAGAGCACGCCAGCAACGGAGGAGACAGGUUUCUGCUUUGCCACCGGUCGAACUACCUCAGAGCUUCCUUCAACAUAACAUAUGCCAUUACUCACCCCAAGAACCACCACGACUGCCCAUCGCGCUGGCGGAAGAUGCAAAACACGCAAAAUUAUCCCCACUUUCAAUUGACCAAGGACCAUCCAUAAAACAAAAGUCUGAAGCCCUGGAGAUAUAUUUUGAAGCAGCGUUGAAGCACCUCUUUGCCCGGGGCCAUGAACUCGCCGUGGACUUUGAAAACUUUCGUUUAGACAAAGAGGAUCGAAGAUGGGAAUCUCCAGAGAUUAUAGCACGGGCAGUCCGGAUCGGGGAUAUGACUGUUGACUCGGUUAUGCAUUUGAUCAAUGCUAUAUACCCUACCCGAGUAUCCGAAUAUUCUUACAAAGUACGACCGUUUUGGUGGUCUCAUGUUCCUAAAAUUUUGAACAGUGGGCUGCCGGGCCAUCGUGACCAGCUCUCUUCGCUUGUGGCUUCUUUGGAUGAUCAGCUUGAUUUUGCUGAACAAUAUGAAUAUCCCCUGCCCCAUGUUAUCGCCGACCUCCCCGUUGACACGUUCGUCGCUCUGCGAAAGUUGAUAUCUCGCGAGUUGCUCGCAUCACCACCGCCAUCGUUCGAUUAUAAAACCAGCAAGAGACCAAUCACAAUUCUUUCUGUAUCAGGAUAUGGAGGGAAGUCAAUUUCGGAGGCGGUCGGAAAAUACUUCGCACACUACAGCGGCGCAGACUUGAUCCAACUGAAUGCGUAUAAUCUCUCGGAGCUUGUCGGUGACUAUUUGGGUCAAAAUUUGGCUUUUUCACGGGGCCCUCUUUCAAUGUUGGGAUUCAGAGCUGCCGAAUUGAAUGGCAAAACCGCAGGUGGUCGGGAUGAGAGGCCACUUGAGAGCCAGGAUGACGACUCCGAUGCGGACGCUGGAAUUACCACAAGUAAUUCAAGCUCAUCGACUGUGGUAGAGGAGCUCCAGAAGUUACGCCAGGGAGAGUACGAGAGUUUCAGCAAGUGGGAAAAUCUGAAGAUUGACAAAAUAUUGGACCAAAUUAUUCGAUCGGCUAGCCUUGGCUUUCCUCAAUCUCGUACUCGACCAGUAUUGAUCCAUCUCCACGACAUCAUUGAGUUAGGCAUGACAAUUGAAGGCUCUCUACUGAUUAGCCGGCUACGAGCCCUCGCGGACAUUGCCUGGCAGCAAGGUUUGCAAAUCGCUAUUCUCGGUUCCUCAUCAUGUGAACAACAGUCAGAAGAAUACUUGAAUACGAUCAGGGAAUUUGCCACUAACGACUUUGUCAUCACCCGCCAAGUCCAACCAGAUUAUGUUGAGCGGUAUAAUACAGCAAAGGGACAUGUUCGAACUCAAAUGCCAUUCCACCUGCAAAAGGCCGAUUACCUUGUUGAAAAUGUUGACAAUAUUACACGCAUGCUGAGAGCUCUGGAUCCUGAAUCAUCGUCGGAAGUUUCUGGCCUGUCACUUGAAUCCGUUUUAACCUAUCUGCGUUCUUCAAACCCAAAAUUUUCGAUGUUACAGACUUCGAUUCUUCCGGCACCCGAAAUUUAUCACUUAGCAUGUGCCUUCAAGUCACAAGAUAAGGCUAAUGCUGAUAGCUCACAAUCCGGCUUUCAAGAGCGCUUUAACCUGGGUCGCCUCCAACAGUGGCAUGGCGAUAAUCUCCUCAGCGAAGAUCAUGCUGAAGGGGAUGUUUUCAAUGCAGCUCCUUCAGCUAGUGAUGAUCCUACUACUUUGGAGGGUCGUGCUACCUUGAAGUUGAAUGAAUACGAGAAGCGAAUAGCUUCUGGCCAGAUAAAUCGCGAGAAUCUUCGAACAACAUUUUCAGACGUUCAUGCUCCGCCCGAAACCAUAUCUGCUUUGAAGCUUCUCACCUCACUCUCCCUCGUGAGGCCGGAUGCAUUCUCAUACGGUGUAUUAGCGCAAGACAAGAUUUCGGGUUGUCUCCUGUAUGGACCGCCUGGAACAGGUAAAACCAUGUUGGCAAAGGCGGUUGCAAAGGAAAGCGGCGCAAACAUGCUUGAAGUUAGCGGCGCAUCGAUCAAUGACAAAUGGGUUGGGGAAAGCGAAAAGCUCAUUCGUGCAGUCUUCACCUUGGCCAAAAAAUUGACUCCAUGUGUCGUUUUUAUCGACGAGGCAGAUUCAUUGUUGGCUAGUCGAAGCAUGUUCGCCAACCGGGCUUCUCAUCGUGAACAUAUCAACCAGUUCCUCAAGGAGUGGGACGGAAUGGAAGAGACAAGCGCCUUCAUAAUGGUUGCCACCAACCGGCCUUUUGAUUUGGAUGACGCUGUCUUGCGGCGACUGCCGCGUAAAAUUCUUGUUGAUCUCCCUCUUGAGGAUGACCGGCUGGCGAUCUUAAAAUUACAACUCAAAGGAGAGAUAUUGGAUGAUUCCGUAUCAUUGGAUGAGUAUGCCAAACGAACUCCUUACUACUCAGGAUCAGACCUUAAAAACAUUUGUGUCGCUGCAGCGAUGGCUGCGGUGGAAGAGGAAAAUGAGGCUGCGGCCAAACACAAAGGCCCUCACCCCUUUCAAUACCCUGAAAGACGAAUUCUUCAUAAGAUUCAUUUCGAAAAGGCCUUGAAAAGUAUUCCUGCAAGUAUCAACGAAGAUAUGGUAUCUCUAAAACUAAUCCGGAAAUUCGAUGAGGAAUACGGGAAUAGAAAAAGAAGUGCCACCAAGUCAAAUAUGGGCUUUGGUUUUGCGGAGGAUAAGCGCCAUAUCAAACGAUGA
Molecule: messenger RNA, 2964 nt
Organism: Trichoderma aggressivum f. europaeum
Lineage: Eukaryota; Fungi; Ascomycota; Sordariomycetes; Hypocreales; Hypocreaceae
Exons: 1
Coding region: 1-2964 (987 amino acids)
Cellular component (GO): mitochondrial outer membrane
Molecular function (GO): ATP binding; ATP hydrolysis activity
Source: RefSeq, a predicted model, not a curated record